This is a messenger RNA of Humulus lupulus (European hop), 1311 nucleotides long. Its product is annotated as pentatricopeptide repeat-containing protein At4g14820-like. The record is from RefSeq and is a predicted model, not a curated record. Gene Ontology annotation, biological process: RNA modification. NCBI's taxonomy places the organism in Eukaryota, Viridiplantae, Streptophyta, Magnoliopsida, Rosales, Cannabaceae. Gene Ontology annotation, molecular function: RNA binding; protein binding. The coding region runs from base 1 to 1311 and encodes 436 amino acids. The transcript has 2 exons.
AUGAUCCGAAUGUACUUGGAGGUUGGGGAAGUGGAAUGUGCAAGGCAGCUGUUUGAUAAAAUGCCUGAGAGAGAUGUAGUUUCUUGGAACUCUAUGAUUAAUGGAUAUUUGAGGAUUGGAAAGAUUGAGUUGGCUCGAGAGUUUUUUGAUAAGAUGCCCAAAAGGGACUUGAUUUCUUAUAAUGCAAUGAUUGAUGGAUAUGGGAAGAGUGGAAAGUGUGAACUUGCUGAGGAAAUAUUUGGAAUGACAAGUUGUAAAGAUGUUAAAACUUGGACAUCAAUGAUUUCAGCUUAUGUGUUUAACCAUCAACCGCAGAAAGCUUUAGAUAUGUUUAGGGAAAUGUUGAGUGUAGGAGUUAAACCUGAUGGUCCUGCUCUAGUUAGCGUUCUCUCAGCCAUUGCUGACUUGGGUUUUGUGGAUGAAGGGAAAUGGAUACAUACAUACAUAUCGACUAACAUGAUUCAGGUGAGUUUUGGGUUUAUUGGAUCUGCUCUUAUAGACAUGUAUGCUAAAUGUGGGCAUAUAGAAAAUGCUUACGAAGUGUUCAGAAGAGUAUCUCAUAAUAGAAAUAUUGGAGAUUGGAAUUGUAUGAUCUCUGGCCUUGCAAUCCAUGGCCUUGGUGAUGAAGCUCUUAAGAUCUUUUCCGACAUGGAAAAGAUGGGCAUUGAACCUGAUGAGAUCACUUUCUUAGGACUUCUGAAUGCUUGUAGUCAUAGUGGAUUAGUUGAUGAGGGCCAAUUCUUCUUCAAACUCAUGCAACAGAAAUACAAUAUUGUUCCAAAGCUUCAACACUAUGGCUGCGUUAUCGAUCUCUUAAGUAGAGCAGGGCAUUUUGAAAACGCACUUAGAAUUUUACAGAACAUGCCUGUCGAGCCAGACGUUUUAGCUUGGAAGGCCAUUCUCAGUGCAAGCACGAAGCAUGGAAAUGUAGAAAUUGGAGAACAUGCUGCUCUUCGAGCUAUAGAGUUGGCACCAGAAGAUUCAAGUUGUUAUGUUCUACUCUCAAAUGUUUAUGCUAAGAUGGGGAGAUGGGAUGAUGUAGCCAAAGUUAGGUUGGUUAUGAAACAGAAAAGAGUUGGAAAGGUUCCGGGAUGUAGUUCAAUCCUUGUCAAAGGGAAAGUUCAUAUUUUUCUUUCUGGAAUGGCAAUGGAUGAGAAAUGUACUGAUGAAGUUCUUUCCAAGAUAGAUGAAAUGGCUUCUCGGUUGAGGUUGGAAGGCUACAAGCCUGACCUGACUCAAGUUCUCUUAGAUGUCGAAGAUGAAGGAAAAGCGAGCUUGAAGGGUGAGCUCAAGUUCUCACUCAAAUGCUAA